AUGAAGGCAAAACUAGACUACUGUUACAAGACAUAUGCCAAUCGCUACAAGGAUUGGCAUCUUCCCGUCGAUCGCUGCGAGCGAGAGCAGGUCGUUCGAGACCUUUUUGCUAUGGUCUCGGACCCUGCGAAUAUCCAAUCCCCAAUAUCCUCAAUGGGCCCAUCGAGGCUACCUAUCCGACCCCUUCAACCCCAUCCAAGCUCCCAGUCACCACAACCCAUACAACAACCGUAUGCCGUCCCGCCAGAUUAUUUUCUAUUCCCACCACCACUUCCGCCUCACGCACUGCCGCCGCCAUUGCCACCACCACCUGGCCCGCCGCCAGGCCCGCCGCCGCCACGUCCGCGGAGAGAUGAUGGCAGAGACCAUGAGAUGGAUCGUAUGUCCAUCAUGACAACGGAUACAACAGCCACAUGGUCAACCGGAAGCGCCCAAUCUACCUACACCUACCUCUCGGACACGUUUUCGAAUGCCCGCCGUUCAAUCUCUACAAGCAACUCAUCCGUGAGCUCUGCAAGUCGCAUCCCUCCAUCUCCAAUCUUUCCUCAAAGACGGCCUUUGAAACCGCCAAGGCACGACCCCCGGGAUGGCUAUUGGAAUGAUGACCUGCGAGUCGUUCCCUGCGGCAGGGACCAUAGCCACCUGCGGUGGGAUACUCCCUUUCCCACCUGUCAAGGUUGCGGCUUUAGUCAAUGGCACGCUCUUAUGCUUCAAGCUCGAGGCAUCGAUAUCAGUACCUUCAUAACCGCCAUGAUCAGUCUAAGGAACGUAAGCAAAGUCGAUUUUGUAGGGAACCACUCGCUGCAUUUUCUGAUGACCGCUGGAGUGGGUAUCGAGUACUUCACUCCUCAGUUACUCAAUGACACUUCCAGCCAGAACGUCUUCGGGCAGAAUCCGCUUCACGUACUUAACCCCCAAGAUUUAGGAGAUGAGCUGCUUAACCUCUUAGACUGGUUCAAGGGCCGCGAAUGUCCUCCAGGCCUGCUUCUGACUCAGCGCGAUGUCAAAGGACGCACACCAAUGCACUGUCUUCUCCAAUACCCGCUUGAGCGCUACCUCUAUCCCAAGAUAUUGAGCAUCUUCCCGUACGCCCAGCAUCAGCUUCGCUCCUUCGACAUUUCCGGUCGGACGGCAAUCAUGCUGAUGAACAGGACCGCACUGAGGGUCAAGUCCAAAUCUCCAGCGGAUUAUGGCCUGAUACAAGCAGGCAUUACCGAAACGAAGUUGUUUCAGUCCAAUGGGGAUGAUGGCCAAUGUGGCAGCAGGAUGUACGGAUUCCAUGACAUAGCCAGGGGCGCCAGAGGGACAUCGUACAUGGGAUUCUACGAGUGCCGUAUAUGCAACCAUACCAACGCGCAUCGCAAUUCAUACCUCGACCAGAUGGUCUGCGCUUGUAACUCUGGCCGGGAUCGAAAUGGCCCCGAUGAUACGGGGAUGACUCCCGCCCACGCGAUUAUUACACAAGAGCGUGUUAAUGAUGAUCGACAUCAGACCCAAGAGACGCCAUCGCAGACUGCGGAGUUGAUUCGAGUCCUAUUGUCCCCCAAUGAUCCCACGCUACGAGAGGCGAUCCAUGUCCUCGAUCGGGAGGGGAACAGCCUAGUGUACAACCUCGCAACUCGGGGCCUCGAUGAAACGCUCGAAUACGUCCUGGAGCUCGAGGAUCCAUCAAGGAGGCGUGCCAUGGUCAACUUCUGCAGCCGAGGUUCUAAAGGGGUCGAAAUAAGCGUCCUCCGGGGUGUGCUUUCGAAAUAUGAAGAAAUCGCUUCUUUAAUCCGCGUUACCCACGUCACCAGCGAUGCGAGGAUCCGGCAAGGACUCACCGAGAAGCUCAACCGCCUUACCAAAGUGAAACAUAUUCUGGUCCGUUACGGAGCAGAAAUGAAUCCUACCCUCACAACCCGUUGGCAGAUUUAUUGGCCUUAA
Venustampulla echinocandica is the source of this 1926-nucleotide messenger RNA. RefSeq lists its product as uncharacterized. The transcript has 2 exons. The record is from RefSeq and is a predicted model, not a curated record. Lineage: Eukaryota; Fungi; Ascomycota; Leotiomycetes; Helotiales; Pleuroascaceae. Bases 1 to 1926 code for a protein of 641 amino acids.